Messenger RNA from Anopheles marshallii, 1263 nucleotides. It is a transcript of the gene NiPp1, whose product is annotated as nuclear inhibitor of protein phosphatase 1. Gene Ontology annotation, cellular component: nuclear speck. Lineage: Eukaryota; Metazoa; Arthropoda; Insecta; Diptera; Culicidae. Gene Ontology annotation, molecular function: mRNA binding; protein binding; protein serine/threonine phosphatase inhibitor activity. The record is from RefSeq and is a predicted model, not a curated record. The coding region runs from base 1 to 1263 and encodes 420 amino acids. The transcript has 5 exons.
AUGUCAAAUCACUAUGAUAUUCCAUCUUGGGCCGGAAAACCACCUACCGGUCUGCAUUUGGAUGUGAUGAAGGAGGACAAGCUCAUUCAGAAGCUGAUGAUCGAUGAAAAACGCUGCUAUCUGUUCGGACGCAAUCCGCAGAUGAACGACUUCUGCAUCGACCAUGGUUCCUGCUCACGCGUACAUGCCGCAUUCGUCUACCACAAGCAUCUUCACAUCGCCUACUUAGUCGACCUGGGCAGCACGCACGGUACGUUUAUCGGAUCGGUCCGUUUGGAGGCAAACAAACCAACGCAGCUGCAGAUCAACAGCCAGUUUAGCUUCGGCGCUUCGACACGCCAUUACAUACUGCGGGAACGGCCAACAGUUGGUUCACGCACGAACAUCAUGGAAGAUAUACCGAUGAUGGACAUAAGCGACGGCACCUUUCUCGGAUUGCCAGAAAGUCAAACCGAGCUGGAUAAUCUCACCGAGUACAAUACCGCACACAAUCGGCGCAUUUCGAUGCUGGGUAUAUCCGACGACGGUGGUACCGUGGGCGGUGCAGGCGGUACCGGUGGACCGGGUGGCAACAGCGGUGGCUCGUAUAAAAAGAGCAAACGAAACAAACGGAAAGGCGUUGCCUUCAAUGAGGAUGAAAUUAUUAUCAACCCCGAGGACAUUGAUCCGUCGAUUGGACGCUUCCGCAAUCUUAUCCAAUCCACCGUGGUGCCGGUAUCGGCGAAACGUGCCAAAAUGGAGGUACAAAAUAAUAUGGGCAUCGUGACAUCGCCGACCGGUGGUAUGAAAACCGGCGCCUUCCAUCUACACACGCACCAUUCGCUAGCGGGUGUACACGGUCAACAUAACCCUAAUGUGACGCCUAGUCUUUAUCAUGGAAUCGAUCCAGUUGAUGGAGGAGCGCAUGGCGGUGGUAGUGGUGGAGGCGGUGGUGUUGGAGGUUCGGGUGGUUCCGGAUCGGAUGGGCGUGGGUUCGGAGGCUUCGAUAUGGACACGACACCGAGCGGGCUGUCAACGAAGUUGGGCAUUUUGUUGCCCAAUCCGGCACCGGAUGUUAAUCCGACACCAGUCCCGGUACGAGAGACUGCCACGGUACCAAUGUUUGCUGUGCCGGGUGGAACCGCAUCCGGUGGUGGUGGUGCCAUCAGUAAUAAUGCUAAAGCGGGCGAGAAACAACCCGACACUUCCGACGAACCCAAGAAGAAGAAAUAUGCCAAGGAACAGUGGCCUGGCCGGAAACCGCUCGGUUUGGGCAGCUUUUAG